GAGUGUUCAAUUCAGUUUUUAUAUUUACGUAGUACGGAUUAGAUACUUUAUACGAACUGAUACAUACACACAGUUAAUACAUUUUAUUUGAUGAAGUGUUUAUGAAAUAAUAUUAUUGAAGUGUGCGUAAAACUGAUAUAACUUUAUGUGAAGUUGCAUUUGUAGCAAUACUAAAGAAGAUUAACAAAUUUUGUGCAAAUGAUUGUUUAUUACAAUAUCUAUUUCAUGAUUAAUAAACUGAUUGUUAACAGAAAAUGACAGUAUUAGAAACAGAAGAAGACGCGGAUAAACGUUCGGUUCCUCCUAGAAAGAAAUUGUGCUUAUCCCUUUCUGGUCGUGAACGUACAGUUUCUAUUAACAUCUCUCAGGCUCCUCAUUCAUCAGCUAGAGAGAGCCUUUUGAAUAGAGAAACUUUUACAUAUAGUACAAGCAAAAUGUUGAAUGGUUAUCGUAAUCAAAUAAACAAUCACCAAGAUGGAGGAUACAAUGUGUCAAAUGGAGACACAGAAGGAUUACGAAUAGCUACUUUAUGUAACUUGGGAAAUACAUGUUUUUUGAACAGUGUGAUAUAUACUUUACGAUUUGCACCAUCGUUUCUACAUAAUUUGCAUCACUUAGCAACUGAUUUGUCUAAUUUAAAUGAGAAACAAUUUCAAACUAAAAUAAAAUCGUCAUCUUUGGGAAGGACUGGUAUGUCGCUUAUGUCAAGUGGCAGUCGUAGUUGGAGUAGUAAAGAUUUGUUAGCUUUGGCCGGACCUACUGGAGACAACAAUAAACAUAGAAUACAAAUAGCCACUGAAAAAUUACAUGAAUUGUUUAUAGCAUUACGUGCAUCUGAAACAAGAGAGAAUUGUGAACCAUAUCAGCCAGAUGCAUUUUUACAAGCAUUAAGAGAGGUAAAUCCUAUCUACGAGGGAAACCAACAACAAGAUGCUCAUGAACUUUUAGUGUGUUUAUUGGAUAACAUUAGAGAGACGUUUCAAUUGUUGGUCAGGCACAGAGAAAGCCAGUUUGGUCAAAAUAAUGGAUUGUCAGAUUUCUCUUCAGAACAUUCAGCAGACAUGCAAUCAGAAUGUACUAACUCCAAUAAAAGAAGCAUUUGUAAAUCUAGGAAAAAAAAGAAAAUAACAACGAGAGGAAGUUCAUCUUGCCUUAUACAGUCCAACCUGAAUGGUAUAUCAGUGUCUUCAAGACCGUAUGAAAAUGGUCACUCCGAGUUUCUGGAGAGUAAUGGAGAUAUAAACAGUCAUAGGCCAGAAAGCAAAAAAUGUUUCAUUUCUGAAGACUUUGAAGGAGUCAGUCUUUUACGAACUACAUGCCUCGAAUGUGAACACGUUACAGAACGGAAGGAAACAUUUUUCGAUAUCUGUGUGCCUAUUGACAUUGACCGGUCAAAUGAAACUGAUGAAGAUAUAAGGUCAAUGGAUAGCAGUGAAGUGUACAAACGUGCAGUAGUUACUAGUGAACUUCUCUGGGGUAGAGAUAAAUAUUGGUGCGCUCGAUGUCUUCGAUACAAUGAAGCUAGACGAGCUGUGUGCUUUCCGUCAUUACCAAGAUUACUCAUAUUGCAGUUGAAACGAUUUUCUACUGCAGCAGGGUCAAUGGAAAAAAUUAAUAAUCACAUGCCAACGCCUUUGACGUUACAAUGUUUCUGUGAAGAAUGCAAUAACGAUCAAACACGUGGGACGAGCGGUAGAUCAGAAUCUCGACAUGUGUAUAAACUUUAUUCUGUAAUUAUGCAUCAAGGUGCAACCGCAACAGCUGGCCACUAUGUUGCGUACACACGACUACCGGAUGAAUCUGCCUUUGCGGAGUACUUCCAAUGCGACAGGGAUAGUAAGAGACAGGCUUCCAGUCAUAGCAGCAGCAGCACAAACGCAAAUACAUCUUCGUCGGACAAAGCAUCUGGCAUAUUGAAAUACUUCAGAAGUAAACCGAGUGCCAGCGAGUCUAAAGAGCAAUUAUUUAGGGUCGGUUGUCGCAGCAUGGAUUGUUGUGGUAUCAGACGUCAUAAGUAUCCUAGUACUUGGUUGGAAUGUGAUGACGAGGCAGUGCAUGUGAUACCCUUAAGAGAGUUGGAAGGUAAAUUAGCGCCGAAUCCGAGAAAUUCCGCCACACCUUACCUCUUAUUCUAUGUGAGGUCCAUGACAUAAGAUUACAUUGACAUAUAAAAUGUUAAAAAUAAAAGUAUCAUUAGGCCUCUGUUUCCCUACUAUUGACUGCUCUGUGAUGUCACACACACAUUCCAAAUUACCAUGUACGUAAUUUAUUGGGCUUAGAGAGUGUAUAAUUUCUUAGGAAAUAAAUGAUGUAUUACAAUCACAUUUAAAGAUUUGAAUUUGGUAGUUAAGUGAUAAGCAAUAAAUUCUUGAAAUCUAAAUGGUGAUGCUAUUCAAAUUUUAGCUAUCGAAUAUCAUCAAAGUGUCAAUUUGUAUUUAGAUGAUUAAUGUUAGCUGGGAUGUGGAGUAUUUUAUUUUUAAGUUAUUUCUGUAAAAAUAAAAAUAUGUAUUCUUCAUUUAAUUACCUUGUUAUUCAUAGUUUAUAGGCGUUUCUGAAUUUUAAUGAAAGAGUGAGAACGAUUAUGUGUAAUAAUUUUGUAAGUUUAUGUUGUAGCUAUCAUCACUUUACAUUUUCAUUGUUUGUACUAUUCAGGAUAUUUGUUACUUUAUUCUACUUUUAAUUUAUAAAGACUUAGAGACGGAAAACAAAGAAAUUAUAACAUUAAAUUAGUAAUACGUUCUUUUUAUAUUUUACUCAACGAUAUUAAAUUAAAGAUAUUUUUAUUUACUUCUGUUUUUGUAUUUUUAUUUCCUGUAUGAUGUCUUUUACAAACAAUUAUAUCUAAGCGGAAAAGUUCUAAAUAAAUUUCAAAAAGAGAUUAAAUAUUCAAUUCAAAUGUCAAUCAUAAAUUAUUUACACAUUAUUAAGUAUGUAAAUUGUUUGCGAGAGUCAAUCACUAUUAAUACACUCGGGACGAAAUAAUCCACCAGAGAGCCUUCUCAGAAAAAAACAAAACUAUGUGUAAAUAGCAUAAGAAACCAAUGUCUCUACCUGAACUAAUUAGUGAAAAACUCUCGAUAUGACCUACAUAUGGCCAUUGUAUCAUAAUAAAAAGCUUUAUAGAUGGUAUGGCUCAUAUAGCUAUCAUAUAUUUUACUAAUUAAAAAUUCUUGCAGAUUAUAUGAUCCAUUCGUGGUCAUUUUAUUAUAAUUAAUUAAAAAAUCGUGUAAAA
Molecule: messenger RNA, 3232 nt
Organism: Nomia melanderi (Alkali bee)
Lineage: Eukaryota; Metazoa; Arthropoda; Insecta; Hymenoptera; Halictidae
Gene: Usp1
Product: ubiquitin specific protease 1
Biological process (GO): protein deubiquitination
Cellular component (GO): nucleus; cytosol
Molecular function (GO): cysteine-type deubiquitinase activity
Source: RefSeq, a predicted model, not a curated record